Molecule: messenger RNA, 300 nt
Organism: Staurois parvus
Lineage: Eukaryota; Metazoa; Chordata; Amphibia; Anura; Ranidae
Source: the annotation of a GenBank genome assembly
CAGGGGCGGACUGACCAUUUGGAAACUCGGGCACUGCCCGAGGGCCCGGGGUCAGUAGGGGGCCCCAUGAGAUGCCCCUGGUACCUUUUUAAUAGGCUUUUUGGAGUUUGGGCAAGGACACAGGGGCCCCAUGACGCUCUAUUGCCCAGGGGCCCCAUGAGUUGUCAGUCCACCCCUGUGUAUAAGCAGGGAGGAAUGGCUCUAAGGAUAAUUGGCUGAUUCACAUGAAGGUGCAGAAGUCUGCCGUACCAUUGAACGCAAUCCCCAUAGGAGGACUGCUGAAGCGUACACUCAUGUUCA